Messenger RNA from Malassezia globosa CBS 7966, 1128 nucleotides. RefSeq lists its product as uncharacterized. The transcript has a single exon. Lineage: Eukaryota; Fungi; Basidiomycota; Malasseziomycetes; Malasseziales; Malasseziaceae. Bases 1 to 1128 code for a protein of 375 amino acids. Gene Ontology annotation, molecular function: GTPase activator activity; metal ion binding. The record is from RefSeq and is a predicted model, not a curated record. Gene Ontology annotation, cellular component: cytoplasm.
AUGUCUAUGUCGUAUGCAAGUCGCAAGCCACAGUCUCGUGCAGAGACCGAGGCUAACGCAAGAACUCUGCGUUCACUCGUGAAGCAACCAGAAAAUAAGCAAUGUGCGGACUGCAAGAGGAAUGAUACGCGAUGGGCGUCGUGGAAUAUCGGGUGUUUCCUGUGCAUUCGUUGUUCCGGUAUUCAUCGCAGCAUGGGCACGCACAUAAGCCGUGUUAAAUCUAUUGACCUUGAUAUCUGGACACCUGAGCAGAUGCAUUCCAUCCAGAAGUGGGGGAAUAAACGUGCAAAUGCAUAUUGGGAGGCACGUCUGAAGGAGGGGCACGCCCCCCCCGACCACAAGGUGGAGAGUUUCAUUCGCAGCAAGUAUGAACUUCGUCGAUGGGCGAUGGAUGGGUCUCCGCCUGAAGACCCCUCAGUGCUCGAUGCAGAUAAGCCUAGUGUUACGCCUAUGACAACUGCUAACGAAACUACCUCUAUACCAGCAACGGUGUCCGGUCUCUCGACGGGGGCGCGGGCACAGGCCGAACUUACGUCUGCCACAAGAGCAAACAUGUCGGGGGCUCCCGAGAUUCAGCGCUCAGCGCCAACCGGAUCCUUGAUGGAUUUGCUGAAUGAUGAUACAAGUAAUUCAACCGCAAACAUAGGUGCAGCGCCUGCCUUGACACCUAAGCCAGCAAUAUCGGGAUCAGGAUCGGCAUCAACCAAAAACACUGGUCGAGGUGGUGGUCUUUUUGAUCUUGACUGGGAUGAUACUGCAUCCAAAGAUCCAGUACCCUCGGUAUCUCGUCCAACCAGUGCGCCAAAGAAGAAUCCCGCGAAGGACCAAAUUCUAAGUUUGUUCUCAGCUCCCCCACCAUCUUCAGUCAAACCGGCAUCACUUGAUAAUCCGUUUGCAUCGAUGUCUUCGGGCAACCAUCGUGAUCUUACCACAGACAUGGCCUCGAUAAAUCUUGGCUCAUCGCCUAUACAGUCAACCAACUCCCCUAUACAGGCGCGUGCACCGCCGACGAGCGACAUAUUCAAUACUCAGGACAUUUGGAGCUCACCUACACACCCUGAACAGUCUAGUGCUUCAUCGAGCAAGAACGAGGAUGUCUUCGCCAAUAUUUGGGGCGACUUUAAAUAG